Molecule: messenger RNA, 2892 nt
Organism: Auanema sp. JU1783
Lineage: Eukaryota; Metazoa; Nematoda; Chromadorea; Rhabditida; Rhabditidae
Source: the annotation of a GenBank genome assembly
AUGUUAUUUAGCAGUCGAACCUUCAUGCUUACUGUUACAUAUCUGCUAUCGGCUCUUUUUCAAGUAACUUGGCCUUAUCCUUCAAAAAUACUUUUAGAAUCUGUUACUUGCAUUUCGCCGGAAACGAGCACUGCUUCUAAGACCCUGCGAUACGCAGUGGACGAAAUCAACUCUCGAGAAGAUGCUCCAUUUAGACUUUCUUUUCAAAAUCGCGAUGUAGAUCCGGGUUCAUCUGAGUCUUGGCAUAUAACAGAUGCCGUUUGUCAAGAUUUGAAAGAAGGGGGCAUGGCUAUUGUGAGUGUAGAAAGUGGUAAAGGUCAUGAAUCACUGAGAGGACUGGCGGAUAUUCUAGAACUUCCUCUCAUUUCGGUAGAUUCACCAACUUUUCCUUCAGAGCCUAUCAACUUUUUCGAGUUGAAUGUGAGGCCUUCUCCAGCAGAGGUGUUAGCAGACUUUAUAAUUCUUAAGCAAUGGACAGAGGUAAUUCUAUUAGGAGAUGGUGAAAAUUCGGGUCUCUCACCACCAUGGCUUUGGCAUCAUCUGCAUACGAAGACGAAUACGUCAAUCAGCGCACAAUUGCUCGAAAUGCCGAGAGAAGAAUCAAAAUUUGAGGAAUUUCUGCGAAAAUUUAAUAUUCGACGAGCUAAUUAUACCAACAGAAUACUCAUCGACACAACUUCCACCACACGACAACAGAAGCUUCUCGCGGCCAUUCGCGGAGCUCAGUUCAGUCAGGCUAAUUAUCAUUAUGUGAUUGUUAACUUUGACUUUCUUCCAUACGAUGUGGAAAUGUUCGCGAACGGGAAUAUAAACAUGAGCGGAUUCCAAAUCAUUAACAAAGAGUGUCGUGGGUACUGGAAUCUCAAAAAACAUUUGAAGAAGACCGAAUGGAGUCCGUUGAAGAACUACGACGACGUUGAUUCCCGAGCUGCUCUGGCACACGAUGCCGUUUUAGUUGCCUGGCAUGGUUUCAAGAAAACUUUAGCUGGUAAUGAUUCUCUCUUCCAUGGUACUUUCAGACAUGGACGAUUCUUCAACAGAGGAUACCCCGGUAUUUUCUGUGAUCCUCUAUCGGACAAAGCUCAUCCAAAUCGUCCAUUUGCUUCCUUCGAACACGGUCGAACAGUUACCAAGACUAUGAGAGGGCUUCGAAUAGAUAUCAAAGAUGGAACUCUUACGGGAAACAUAGAAUUUGAUCAAAAUGGUCAAAGGAAGCGCUACGAUGUUAACGUGAUUGAUUUAGUUUCAAACACUAAGGCUACUUUUAAUAGUAAAGAGGUGAUGGCAUGGCGGCAAGGCGAAGGCUUCUUUGCUAAUCGAACAAUAGCUCAACACACUAGAAAAACAAUUGAAAAUAGAACUAGGAAGAACGUCCGAGUAGUUACAGUCUUGGUAGCGCCGUUCGUCAUGAACAAAAAAGGUUGUACAGAUGGCUCGAAUCGAACCGAAUGUCAAGGAAAUAACCAAUUCGAAGGAUAUUGCAUUGAUCUGCUCAAACUGUUAUCUGAACGCAUUGAGGGAUUCAACUUUGAAGUGUACCUUCAAACAAAAACAGGAUCAAAGAAGCCUGACGGAAGUUGGGAUGGUAUGGUUGGAGAUCUGUUAAGCGGCAGAGCAGAUAUGGCAGUGUCCUCAUUAACCAUCAAUCAGGAAAGAGAGCGUGUUGUUGAUUUUUCCAAACCAUUCAUGACAACAGGCAUCUCAAUCAUGAUUAAGAAGCCCGAAAAUCAGGAAUUCUCAGUGUUCUCCUUCAUGCAACCUCUAAGUACUGAAAUUUGGAUGUACAUUAUAUUUGCUUAUAUAGGAGUUUCUGUUGUGAUUUUCUUAGUAUCUCGUUUCUCUCCAUAUGAAUGGAGAGUUGAGGAGACUGCUCGGGGAGGAUUUACGAUAUCCAACGACUUUUCCGUAUAUAACUGUUUGUGGUUUACAUUAGCGGCUUUCAUGCAGCAGGGAACUGAUAUAUUACCUCGCUCAAUCUCGGGACGUAUAGCUUCAUCAGCUUGGUGGUUUUUCACAAUGAUCAUAGUCUCAUCAUAUACUGCCAACUUAGCUGCCUUCUUAACCUUAGAGAAAAUGCAAGCACCCAUAGAAAGCGUAGAAGACUUAGCGAAACAGACAAAAAUCAAAUACGGAAUUCAAGGAGGAGGUUCAACGGCUUCCUUCUUUAAGUACUCUUCUGUUCAAAUUUAUCAACGAAUGUGGCGCUAUAUGGAGUCGCAGGUGCCUUCUGUAUUUGUCUCAUCGUAUGCCGAAGGAAUAGAUAGGGUUCGAACACACAAAGGCCGAUAUGCAUUUCUGCUUGAAGCCACUGCAAACGAAUAUGAAAAUACACGAAAACCUUGUGAUACCAUGAAAGUUGGAGCAAACUUGAACAGCAUAGGAUAUGGUGUGGCGACACCGUUUGGAUCUGAUUGGAAGGAUCAUAUAAAUCUGGCCAUAUUGGCUCUACAAGAGAGAGGAGAACUGAAAAAGCUCGAGAAUAAGUGGUGGUAUGACAGGGGAGAAUGUGGUUCUGGGAUGACAGUGGAUGGAUCGUCUUCAUCGUUGAAUCUUUCAAAAGUAGCCGGAAUAUUCUAUAUUUUGAUGGGAGGAAUGAUAGCAUCCAUGAUUGCAGCACUGGGAGAGUUCCUUUAUCGUUCCAGAAUUGAAGCGCGGAAGGCGAAUACGAACUCUCUGGUUGGCAACUUCGCGAAAAACUUGAAACAAGCCUUAUCAUCCCAAUUACGGUUAUCGAUCCAGGGUGGAGCAGUAGCUCAGCCGGGCACACAGUCUCACGAAGCACUCAAACGACAACAGCUGGCUGCUUUUCUGCCGGCCUCAAAUCAAGAUGGAAAAGCCCCAGAUCCUCAAUUCAAUAACCGAUCUGGCUAUCCCUAUAAUACGGCGGUUUAA